Condylostylus longicornis is the source of this 1082-nucleotide messenger RNA. Its product is annotated as 32 kDa beta-galactoside-binding lectin. NCBI's taxonomy places the organism in Eukaryota, Metazoa, Arthropoda, Insecta, Diptera, Dolichopodidae. The record is from RefSeq and is a predicted model, not a curated record. The transcript is spliced from 6 exons. The coding region runs from base 129 to 1082 and encodes 317 amino acids. Gene Ontology annotation, molecular function: carbohydrate binding.
AAAAUGUAAUAAUGAUGGAAUUUAUUGAUAAACUUAUAAUGGAAAUUUAAAGAAAAUUACAUACUUACAUAGCAUUUUUAGCGAAAUCGAUAAAACUCUUCGUUUAGUAUCAAUGCAAAAUUUGUAAAAUGAACAUCUGGAUUGGAAAAGUAUUCUCUGAAGUGCCAUUUGGCCAUGUUCUUAUUGUUUGUGGAAAAAUUAAACCCAAUCCGAACAAAAUUUGUGUUGGUCUCACGGAUCAAAUAAAGGAUAAACAUGAAAUUGGAACAGUUAUGCUUCAAAUUGAAGCAAAUUUUCGUGAAAAUCAAAUAAUACGUAGCAUGUACCAACCUGGUAAUGGAUGGUCACAAGAGGAAAUAUCAAAAAAUAUGUGCCAUGGUACAUUAAAAAAUCCAUUGAUACCAGGUGACACAUUCAAUUUUCGAAUUGCUGUAUUACAAAAGAAUUUUGAAAUUUAUGUAAAUGAAAAAUUAUAUGGAAGUUUUGAUCAUUUACAAAGUCCGAAAAACAUCAAAUAUGUUGUUGUACAAGGCGAUUUUGAAAAAGUAACAAAAUUCCAUCAUCGUAUGCUUUUCCCAUUAAUAUUUCCAAGAAGUCUUUCAUGUUGUGAGAAAAUGUGCUUCGAAAGUGAUGUUCCAAAACGCUAUGAAAUGGGAACUGUUGUUGUUUUAGAAGGAAUUUGUCAAGGUCCACCAUCAACAGAUUUUUCAAUUUGUUUCUUAUGCAAUGAUACUGGUAGAAUAUUUUUGAAAUUUCAUGUUGAUUUCGGUACAAAAUGUGUUAUUCGUAACUUUCAAACAUCAGAUUGUAGAUUUUUAUGUGAAAAUGAAGAACGUGAAGGUGAAUUUCCAUUUAAACGUGGUAAAAGAUUUAAAAUUGCUUUUGGCUUAGGCGAUAAAGCAUUUUUAAUUGCUGUUAAUGGAAAAUUCUUUACAUAUUUUAAUUUUCCUCUAAGAGAAUUUUCUAUUUCAACAUUACAAUGUUUUUGUAAUUGUCCAGGUGAAUUAAUAUUUAGUAAAUUAGAAUAUCAUACGGAUUCAUCACUAUUGACAAAAGUUGAGAAAUUAUCAAGUAAUAAUUAA